AUGGGUUGCGGAUCGUCCAAACAACCAGAGUCUAUUGUGAAUUCCGAGUAUGGGAGUCCCAUCAAGGGUCGUCAUGGUAGUACCACUUCAUCACCUACUACUACUACUACUACUACUACUAUUAAUAAUAAUACUUCCAAUACGAAUGCUUCACGAUCCAUGCCAGUGGCGGUAGCACCUCCCAAACCAGCAAAAUCAGCACCACCUCCUCAAGCCUUUCAACAACCACAACCACCAACAACAAAUAAGGAACAACAACCACAACCACCCACAAAACCAAAACCACAGCAAUCGACAUCGACUCCGGCGACAAAAAAGGAGGAACCAGCCAAAUCGAUGACAACAACCAAAGCAACAACUAAAAAGGCAGAAGACUCUACCGCACCAGCUACAACGACAACAACUACUACUACUACUACUACUACUAGUAGUAGUACUAGUGAAACGACAGGAGCCGUGGUCAGAGAUCCAUUAAUCUUUCCCUCGUUCGUUGCACCUCCACCUACUGGAACUACUCUUUCCAGUAUGCCAUUCUUUGAAGAAUCGACCAAACAUAAGGAUGAUGAUGGUGCACCCAAGAAAAAUAAAGAAGAAGAAGAAGAAACGAAAGCACCUGCACCUGCAAUCAACAACAACAACAAAAACAACAACAACAACAAAAACAAAAACAAGAUGGAAAAAGAAGAAGAAAAGAAAAUACUACCCAUACCUCCUCCUAUUCCUGCGACGACUCCUGCUUCCUCCGCACCACAUCCCGGCAAGGUGGAACAAGUGGUCGAAAAGGUCUUGGAAAAGGCCGCCAAGGUGGACAAGAUUGCCGAAAAGGUGGAAGAAAAACAAAAGGAAAAGGAAGCUGUCAAACAACAACAUAAACAUGAACAAAAACAAAAACCACAACCACAAGCUCCAACGCCGACAAAGAACGCACCAUCAAAGGCAGCACCGGUAGAGAAAAAGGUGACCCCAGCACAAGCAAAGAAUAACAAAAAGCCAGAGAAGAAGAAAAAGACACCAGCACCAACACCACCGCCAGAGAAGUCAGCCGAAUCGGAACCUACCCCUACCUCUACUACUAGUAGCAGUACUAACAAGACAGACCCCGCCGAAGCAUCGUCCAAACCAUCCCAAUCAUCAUCAUCAUCAGCAGCAGCAGCAGGAGGAGGAGGCCCACUUCGAGCGGACGAUUUCGUAUUGGAUUCCUCGGAUCCACAUUUCAAAUUGAAGCGAAAGUUACUCAAAAAGUUGCGUCAAAUUGAACAAUUGGAAGAAAAGGGUACAGAGACUUUAACCGAGGAACAGAUUGUCAAAUUGAAUUCCAAACAAGAAACUUUGGAUCAACUGGCGGCCUUGAUGUAA
Cylindrotheca closterium is the source of this 1356-nucleotide messenger RNA. The record is from the annotation of a GenBank genome assembly. Lineage: Eukaryota; Bacillariophyta; Bacillariophyceae; Bacillariales; Bacillariaceae.